Messenger RNA from Notechis scutatus (mainland tiger snake), 1290 nucleotides. It is a transcript of the gene SYT13, whose product is annotated as synaptotagmin 13. Gene Ontology annotation, cellular component: plasma membrane; axon; synaptic vesicle membrane. Gene Ontology annotation, molecular function: SNARE binding; calcium ion binding; calcium-dependent phospholipid binding. The record is from RefSeq and is a predicted model, not a curated record. NCBI's taxonomy places the organism in Eukaryota, Metazoa, Chordata, Lepidosauria, Squamata, Elapidae. Gene Ontology annotation, biological process: synaptic vesicle endocytosis; calcium ion-regulated exocytosis of neurotransmitter.
AUGGUUUUGUCUGUCCCAGUAAUUGCUCUGGGAGCUACAUUGGGGACUGCUACUAGCCUCCUUGCCUUAUGUGGUCUUACCUGCUUCUGCAAAUAUAAGCGACCUGGGAAAGGAUCCUCAGAUAAGGAACAGGAUCUGGAGACGGAAAAUGCCAAACCUAGCGUGCUUCAGGCACUCCAUCAGUUUAAUGUUGAGAAGACAGCAGAGCCAGUACAACCCCGGACAAUCCUUGGCUUUCUUCACAUCUAUGGCCCAAAGCCUGUCGUGACCACCUCAGAAAUAGUUAACUAUGUAGAUUACAACUUGAAGACAGUAGAAGAACCAAGCAACGGAAAACCUGAAGCUCUGGAUAAGAAAAGGAUGACCAUACAAGUCAAUGAAGAGCUAUUUCUUCUCCCUCAAAAUGGUGGUGUGAAGGAUGUUUGUGUCACUGAGCGCCUCAGUCCUGAAAAUGCUGCAGGCUGCAACCAAGUCCCAGAACUUCAUUAUUGUCUGGGCUACAACCGACAGAAAGAAGCUCUCUCCGUUGCUUUUCUUGAAGUUUUAUAUGGAACCACAUCAGGAGACCAAAACAAUGGAAGUGAUUGCUACAUCUUAGGCACUUUGGUGAGCAACUCUGGAACUAUAGAAGCCCAGACAGUGAUGAAGAAGAAGCAAGUCCAUGUUGUCUGGGAAGAAGCUCUACUGUUUCCGGUUAAGGAGAAAAUGCUGCCGGAGGGGACAUUAACCCUCACCUUGAGGAACUGUGACAAGUUCUCUAGACACAGCAUUGUUGGUGAAAUUAAACCAAAUCUGGCUUCUGUACGGGAGCAAUAUGGACCAGUACAGUCUGAGAAAGUGAAAGUCCUUGACAAGGAACCAGACUCGGGCUAUGGAGAAGUUCUGCUUUCUAUCAGCUAUUUGCCUGCAGCAAAUCGCCUGCUUGUGGUACUUAUAAAAGCCAAGAACCUCCAUUCCAAACAGCUGAAAGAACUCAUUGGAAAAGAUAUAUCUGUCAAAGUGACACUGAAGCACCAGGACUUGAAACUGAAAAAGAAGCAGACAAAGCAUGCAAAACACAAGAUCAACCCAGUAUGGAAUGAGAUGAUCAUGUUUGAGGUGCCCCAUGAUCUGCUCUGUGCUUCAAGUGUGGAGCUGGAGAUGCUAAGCCAGGAUGCUGAUGGGCAGAACCGCUUACUGGGCAAGUGUAGCCUUGGUCUGCAUGCUGUGGGAACUGAGAGGAACCACUGGGAGGAGAUGCUGAGGAACCCCAGGAGGCAGAUUGCUAUGUGGCACCAACUUCACAUGUAG